This is a messenger RNA of Zymoseptoria tritici IPO323, 1422 nucleotides long. RefSeq lists its product as uncharacterized. The transcript is spliced from 2 exons. The record is from RefSeq and is a predicted model, not a curated record. Gene Ontology annotation, cellular component: peroxisomal membrane. Gene Ontology annotation, biological process: protein import into peroxisome matrix. The coding region runs from base 1 to 1422 and encodes 473 amino acids. NCBI's taxonomy places the organism in Eukaryota, Fungi, Ascomycota, Dothideomycetes, Mycosphaerellales, Mycosphaerellaceae. Gene Ontology annotation, molecular function: zinc ion binding.
AUGGCAGAUUUUGCAGCGGCCCAGCAGCGCAUUAUCGAGCGCCGCGCCGCACGAGAACAAGCACUAACAGCCGCAGAUCGCCAGCACCACGAACUCCGCGCGCAACAACUCUCCCGACUCCCUCCGACUCUCCGCUCCCUCACAUUCGAACUCCUCUCCUACUGGGACGGCUUAUCAAGUCCAUACGGCACACGACCGGCAUAUCGGGUUGGCCAGGUGGACGCAGAGCUUCUGGACGAAGCAUUACUUGGACUUUUGAAGAAACAGGCGGGAGAGGGACUGAAGUUAUACGGCGCACACCUCAAAGACGACUGGAAUGCGGAGAUCACGGUCGCAUUGAGGGCAGUUCUGUGGAAACUGUCAAUAUGGGACCAUGGCGCAAGUUACGGCGCAUCUUUGCAAGGACUGAAAUACAUUGACUCACGGCGGAACCUCGAUUCGACCAGCGUGAACGAACGAGAAGCUACAAAAUGGCAGCGAGCGAUCUACGGCAUCAUCACAGUCGGCGGAAGAUAUGCAUGGACAAGAUGGGAAGAUCGACUCUCCGCCCUCGAAAACAGCUACGACGAACCAUCCUCCCUCAUACGAAAACUCUCCCGACUCACAACUAUCUUCGACUCCGGCCACAACAUCGCAGCAUUCAUCUCUUUUCUCGUAUUCCUCUACAACGGCCGAUACCGCACCCUCACCGACCGCAUACUCCGCCUCCGACUGGUCCCUGCAUCGAACCAAACCAGCAGAGAAGUCUCCUUCGAAUGGCUGAACCGACAACUCGUCUGGCACGCCUUUACCGAAUUUCUCCUCUUCCUCCUCCCUCUCGUCGGAAUCAGCAGAUGGAAAAGAUGGGUAGCACGAGCAUGGAAAAAGACGAAGAAUGCAUUUGUGCAACUUCGCACGGGCGCCACGAGCGCAGAGCAAGACGACGAGGAUGAUCUGAGUAAAGGAGAGCUUGCAUUCCUUCCCGAGAGGACUUGCGCAAUAUGCUACUCCGAUCAGAAUCCCGCUGGAGGUCAAUCCGAGCAGGAACUCAUCUCAUCCACAUCCGCAGGCGCAAAUAGCGGCAUUAUCGGCAGCGCCAUGACGGACAUCACAAAUCCAUACGAAGCAGACCCUUGCGGCUGCGUAUACUGUUUCGUGUGCUUAGCACAGAAGAUCGAAGCAGAGGAAGGUGAAGGCUGGAUAUGUCUGCGAUGCGGGGAGGUAGUCAAGGAAUGCAGAUCUUGGAGCGGAGAUGUGGUCGUCAGCAAGGCGAGACAGUACGAUGGAAGCGACAGCAGAUCGAUGUCAAGAAGUCGGAAGAGCGUAAUCUUGCAGUGGAGUAAAGUCGAGGGCGACUACGACGAUCAUGAUGGUGAGGAGUAUGGCAGCGGAAGUGGCAGUGAAGGCUACGAGGAGGAGUACGAUGAUGACUACCAGCAAUGA